Messenger RNA from Akanthomyces muscarius, 1701 nucleotides. RefSeq lists its product as uncharacterized. The transcript is spliced from 6 exons. Gene Ontology annotation, molecular function: ATP binding; RNA helicase activity; RNA binding. NCBI's taxonomy places the organism in Eukaryota, Fungi, Ascomycota, Sordariomycetes, Hypocreales, Cordycipitaceae. Gene Ontology annotation, cellular component: nucleus; ribonucleoprotein complex; cytoplasm. The record is from RefSeq and is a predicted model, not a curated record. The coding region runs from base 1 to 1701 and encodes 566 amino acids. Gene Ontology annotation, biological process: rRNA processing.
AUGUCCAGCUACGGUGAUCGCGGCGGUCGCUCUGGCGGCUACGGCGGCGGCGGUGGUGGCCGUGGAGGCUACGGCCGUGAUCGUGAGGAUCGCGGUGACCGCGGCGGCAGCUACGGCGGCGGCUACGGCGGAGGUCGCAGUAACGGAUACUCCAACGGCGGCUCCAACGGCUACAGCGGCGGCGGCUCUGGUGGCUAUGGCGGCGGCGGAGGUGGCUACGGCGGUGGUGGCGGCUACGGCGGCGGCGGCGGUGGUGACCGCAUGUCUGCUCUCGGUGCCGGCCUUCGCAAGCAGGAAUGGGAUAUUGCCACCAUGCCCAAGUUCGAGAAAGAUUUCUACAAGGUCAACAGCGAGGUUGAGAACCGCUCCGAGGCCGAUGUCACUGCUUUCCGCACAAAGCACCAGAUGACUAUCGCUGGUAGCGACGUCCCCAGACCCGUCGAGACCUUUGACGAGGCUGGCUUCCCCCGCUACGUUAUGGAUGAGGUCAAGGCGCAGGGCUUCCCUGCUCCCACUGCCAUUCAGUCCCAGGGCUGGCCUAUGGCUCUUUCCGGUCGCGAUGUCGUCGGUAUUGCCGAGACUGGUUCCGGCAAGACUCUUACUUACUGUCUUCCCGCCAUCGUCCACAUCAACGCCCAACCCCUCCUUGCCCCCGGCGAUGGUCCCAUUGUUCUUGUUCUCGCUCCUACCAGAGAACUUGCUGUUCAGAUUCAGCAGGAAAUCACCAAGUUCGGCCGUUCUUCCCGCAUUCGCAACACCUGCGUUUACGGUGGUGUCCCCAAGGGCCCUCAGAUUCGUGAUCUUUCCCGCGGUGUCGAGGUCUGUAUCGCCACUCCCGGCCGUCUGAUUGAUAUGGUCGAGGCUGGCAAGACCAACCUGCGCCGUGUCACCUAUCUUGUUCUCGAUGAGGCUGAUCGUAUGCUCGACAUGGGUUUCGAGCCCCAGAUUCGCAAAAUUCUUGAGCAGAUUCGCCCGGAUCGCCAGACUCUGAUGUGGUCUGCUACCUGGCCCAAGGAGGUCCGCGCUAUGGCUUCCGACUUCCUCCAUGACUUCAUUCAGGUCAACAUUGGUUCCAUGGACCUCGCUGCCAACCACAGAAUUACUCAGAUCGUUGAAGUCUGCUCCGACAUGGAGAAGCGCGACAAGAUGAUCAAGCACCUCGAGAAGGUCAUGGAGAACAAGGAGAACAAGAUCCUCAUCUUUGUUGGCACCAAGCGUGUAGCUGACGAUAUUACCCGAUUCCUUCGCCAGGACGGAUGGCCCGCCCUCUCCAUUCACGGCGACAAGCAACAAAACGAGCGUGAUUGGGUCCUCGACCAGUUCAAGACUAACAAGAGUCCCAUUAUGGUGGCCACUGACGUGGCCUCGCGUGGUAUUGAUGUUCGUAACAUCACUCAUGUGCUCAACUACGACUAUCCCAACAACUCGGAGGAUUACAUCCACCGUAUUGGUCGUACCGGACGUGCCGGCGCCAACGGUACUGCCAUUACGUUCUUCACCACUGACAACCAGAAGCAGGCUCGUGAGCUUGUCAACGUUCUUCAGGAGGCGAAGCAGCAGAUUGACCCUCGUCUGGCUGAGAUGGCUCGCUUCGGCGGUGGAGGUGGCGGCCGUGGCUAUGGUGGUUGGGGUCGUGGCCGUGGUGGUGGCAGAGGUGGUAACAACGCCAACAACAUGCCGCUACGCAGCCGUCGCUGGUAA